Argiope bruennichi is the source of this 3316-nucleotide messenger RNA. It is a transcript of the gene lds, whose product is annotated as transcription termination factor 2-like. Bases 151 to 3024 code for a protein of 957 amino acids. Gene Ontology annotation, molecular function: ATP-dependent chromatin remodeler activity; ATP binding. The record is from RefSeq and is a predicted model, not a curated record. The transcript has a single exon. Lineage: Eukaryota; Metazoa; Arthropoda; Arachnida; Araneae; Araneidae.
GAGUGUUGAUAGUCAAAGGCGGCAAACACUCUAUCUUGAUUGGCAGAUAAUUCAUGUUCCGCUUUCGGUUAUGUUUCUUGGAAUUCGUGAUUAUAAUUCAGAUGUGCUCUUUUAAUUUUUGACUUUAAAUAAGUUGUUAUCAUUUUUAUUAUGGAGAAUUUUGGGGGAAAAGAUGUACCACGUGGUCAAAGUGUUGAAAAAGAAAUUUAUGAAACAUCUUCGAAGUUAGACAAAAAUAAACGAUUAUUAAAAAUCGUAGAUGUUACGAAAUUGCCCGACAGAGGUAUGCGACUGAAAAAGGAAAUAGAUGAAUUAGAAGAGUUGUUAAAAAUUUUAAACCUUAAAGUAGAAUCUUUGGAAAAUGACGAAAGCUCCGUGCCUUUGGAGAAGAAUCAAAAUUCCUCAUCUUGUGAUGAAAAUAAUCAUAAAUCUAAUAAUAAUAAUGUUGCUUUUUCUAGAAGGGAUCAUGUUGAAGACUGUAUAGAUGUUAAAAAAGAAAAUAAAUCAUCAAAAUAUACUUCUUCCUUGACUACCAAAUCAAGUAAGCAAUCUACAGCUUCAGAUAAAAAGAAAAUAGAUGCUAAAUUAGUGGAAGAAAGCUGCCAGAAUGAAGCUGCUGAAUUUUCAAAGAAUUGUGUUCGUACUUCUUCCUGUCAGAAGAAAAAUUAUGAAUCUUCAUCAAAUUGUAGCUCAGAAGCAAUUUCUAAGAACAGCAAGCAAAUUAUUACUAUAGAUAAUAAAAGAUCUGCUGAUGGUAAGGAUUUUGUGAAAUCUUCUAAUAGUAAGGAUUUUGUGAAAUCUUCUAAUAGUAAGGAUUUUGUGAAAUCUUCUAAUGAUAAGGAUUGUGUAAAAUCUUCCAAUAGUAAGGAAUGUGUGAAAUCUGUUGCUGAGACAAAUAGCCACAUUAAAAAUAGCCACAUUAGUUCUUCAGUAGAUUUUAUGUGUGCCACUUCUAGUGAGAAGGAAAAUCAGAAUUCAUGUGAACCCAAUUUUGGUGCUGUCCCAAAAUUGAGCAAACAGACAGCUGUGAUACAAAUUAAAACUGAUACAAAACCAGCAUUCACACAUCGUUUUGAAACUGAACUUGCCUCUUUUGAUCAAUUGAGUAAAGGUGCACCCAAAUUGGAAGGCACAUUAAAAGAUUUAGUUGAUUCUCCUUCUUUUAAAAAUUGGAGAUCGACAAAUCAAAUAUCAGGAAUUAAACUAACAGAAGCUAAACCAUUGUUUGAGUCAUUUCCUGUUUAUAAAUGUAAAAGUAAGUACACAGCAAAUGUUGCUGGCACAUUAGCAACUGAAGAAACUGUUAAAAAACUUCAUAAUUCACUAUGCACAUAUCCUGAUGAUGCUACAGAAGUACCACCACCUAAAUCUCUUGAAACUGCUUUACUAAAACAUCAAAUCAAAGGGUUGUCUUGGCUGAUUUGGCGAGAAACUCAACAGCCAAGUGGUGGUAUACUUGCUGAUGAUAUGGGUCUUGGUAAAACACUUACUAUGAUAUCUUUGAUAUUAAAGCAGAAAGAAGAAAAUAAUUAUCUUUCUGAAAACUCGGAUGAUUCCACAUGUGGAACACUUAUUGUUUGCUUAGCUUCCAUUGUCCAUCAGUGGAAAGAUGAGAUCACAAAACAUUGUGAAGAUGAUGCUUUAUCCAUACUUCUUUAUCAUGGUCCAAAGAGAGACAGGGAUAUAGAUGAAAUGAAAAAGUAUGAUAUUGUUUUAACUACUUAUAACAUUCUACUUUCGGAAAGAAAAUCUCUUAUGAAAGAAAGAAAACCAACUGGUCUUUUCCUACUUAAAUGGGAAAGAGUGAUUUUAGAUGAAGCGCAUACCAUUAAGAAUUAUAAAUCUCAAACAGCAGAGGCAGUAUUCAGUCUGAGGAGCUGUCGAAGGUGGUGUGUAACCGGCACUCCCAUACAUAAUGAGUUUAAAGACAUGUACUCAUUAGUUAAGUUCUUGCAGUUUUCACCAUUUGAUGAUGAAAAGAAAUGGAAAAAGUUGAUUAAUGAUGAAACAGCAUCAAGUGACAAGAGAAGAAAUUUGUUAGUGAAAAGUAUUUUACUCAGAAGAACUAAAGAAGAUAAUGAUAGGGCUGGUAGGCCUUUGAUUAAAAUGGUUAAAAAAACUAUUAAUGUUUGUUCCAUUGAAUUAUCAGAAGCAGAGCAGAUAGUGUAUGAUAAGCUUGAUUCAAAAAUCAAAGACAUCUUGAGUAAGAUCUUCCAUAAGCCAACUAAGAGCUUGAAUACCUCUAAUACAUUGUUAGUUUUAUUACUUCGCUUGCAGCAGUGCUGCUGUCACAUAAGCCUUUUAGGCAAAGAAGCAGAUGAUGAUGAAACUAUUUCUAAUGACUCAAUGCAAGAACUUUCUUUAAAUUUAUCAUCUCUAGACAUUAAAGACAGAUCUGAUGUUUCGAGAAGUAGUAGUAGUGGAGAAUCAAGUUUAGACCUGAGUUUCAGUGAGUACUUGAAUACUGAUUUGUGUGAUCCUCAUGUUAAAAGCACAAAAUUACAAAAAUUAUAUGAGAUGAUAAAUGAAAUUGCCAAAAAAUCUAAUAACAAGGACAAAUGUGUGAUUGUGUCUCAGUGGGUGUCAUUGUUAGAUAUAGUUGCUUCUCAUUUGCAAAAAAUUGGAAUGGAAUACCACAUGAUUGCUGGAAGUACCAAAGCUGAAGAUCGUCAGAAGAUGUCUGAAGAUUUCAAUUAUAAUGAUGAUGGCUGUAAAAUUAUGCUAUUAUCUUUGAAGGCUGGUGGGGUUGGAUUGAAUCUGGUUGGUGGUAAUCAUAUGUUCCUUUUAGAUUUACAUUGGAAUCCUGCCCUUGAAAAGCAGGCUUGCGACAGAAUUCAUCGAGUUGGGCAGACAAAAGAUGUAUCUAUCUAUAAAUUUGUUUGCAAAAAUACAAUCGAACAAAGAAUCUUUGAAUUGCAGUGCCGAAAGAGUGAGUUGGCAGAUGAUAUUUUGCAUGGUGCUGGGAAAAUAUCAAAAGGUUUAUCGAUGGAGGAUUUCAAAUCUUUGUUUAAUGUUAGAUUAUAAAAUUUUACUGUUUUUUUAAUGAUCAAUGAUUUUAUGAACAAGUGAACUUUUUUUAAGACUUCAAACAUUUUAUUCACAAGAAUAUUUUAUUGCCUAGGAGACUUCAUCUUAUUUUUUAAAUCUUUUUUUAUAAAGAAUAGAGAACAGAAUUGAUGAAAAAUGUUGAGUUUCUAAGUAAUGCCUUGACUUUCAAAAAAGAAAAAAGUGUUAAAUAUAAAUAUUGUGUUUAGUGUUAAUUUUGAUUUUUAUAAUAUUCACGUUUGGCAUUUGUACACAUCUUAACCUGUUAAUG